Messenger RNA from Siniperca chuatsi (mandarin fish), 1475 nucleotides. RefSeq names its product olfactory marker protein a (gene ompa). Gene Ontology annotation, biological process: signal transduction; sensory perception of smell. The coding region runs from base 91 to 591 and encodes 166 amino acids. Lineage: Eukaryota; Metazoa; Chordata; Actinopteri; Centrarchiformes; Sinipercidae. The transcript is spliced from 2 exons. The record is from RefSeq and is a predicted model, not a curated record.
CUCUACCAGAGCUUUAUCUAUCUCAGCAUCCAUCCAGACAGGCAGGACUCGCAGUCUCCUUAACCCAGGAUUAUAACCUCGAAGUCGGACAUGGACAUUGCCAAGGCUCCCUCCAACACACUGGUGCUGGCAUUUAAAGAAGACACUGCACUGGCAGAGAUGAUGCGUCUUCGUGUGUCGUCUUUGCAGCGGUCAGGGCAGAAGCGUCAGGAUGGUGAGCGUCUGCUUCUUCCGCAUGAAUCUGUGUAUCGGCUGGACUUCCCCACCCAGGAGCUGAACUUCUCCCGCUGGUACUUCUCUCUCAGCGCCCACGGUCGUGUCACCAUCACUGGCAUUUCCCAAAAUUGGACCCCUGACCUCACUAACUUGAUGACCCGUCAGCUACUGGAGCCGAUCGGAACGUUUUGGCGAAACGCUGACGACCCGGAGGAUUCACCACUCAAAUGGCUGGAGGCAGACAUGCAGGAGUUCGGCGAAAGGAUUGCUGAGCUGGCCAAGGUCAGGAAGGUCAUGUACUUCCUGUUUGCUUUCAAGGAUGGGGCAGAGGCAGCAAAUCUUAGCUGCUCGGUGGAGUUCACACCAGACAAAUGACUCUUUUUGUCAGUAAAGUCCUGUUAGAAUACUGGAAAAGCAUUGCAAUAUUUUGCUUAAUCUUUGACCUUUAAAAAACACUAGAGUUGAAAGAAAACUUUGCUGUCAAUAUUGUUGUUCCACCUCUUUAUGCACAUGACUUCAAUAAUUUGCUACAGCUCAUUCUGACAUUUUAGCACAAAGAGUAAACUUUUAACAUCACCUCAUCAGCCAAGUCCAAAUAUAUAUAUAUAUAUAUAUAUAUAUAUAUAUAUAUAUAUAUAUAUAUAUUUACAAGAUUUUUCACAAAACAAAGCAAACAUAUUUAGUAAAAAACUGGGAUGAAGAAUGUUACAAGAGAUAGAACAAGUAUGAAUGCACUUUAGUUAAACUUAUAUGAAACUAAUCUUCUUGUAUGUUUCGUGGUGCUACUUAAAAGAUCAAUGUAUCAUCAACAUUAAUUAUCAAUUCAAGAAAUAUUUAAAAUUCGUACAGAAAUGUGCAUUCAUAAAAAAAAGAUUAUCAAUAUUAUUUGAUGGUGAUGAUGAAACUUCAUAAUCAAUAACUAAUAAAAAUCUACUUUUGAAUACAAAACUUAUGACACAAACUAAAAAACAAUCAAAAGAUUCCUCUUAAUAUUAAUAUUCCUCUAAAUAAAACAUGUCUUUACUGAUCAGCUGAAUAUUGAUAAUGUGUGUAUUGAGUGACUGUUCUUUGAGUGUUACUGUCUUUGCUGUUGUUGUAUUGUGUUUCUGAAUUCUUUCACUGCUCACAGAAGCGACAGCUAGAUGCAAAGCAAGUAGCAGUGAAUGGAAUAUCAAAUAUUCACAUUGCAUGACCACAGUCGGCCUGACACAAAACAGAGAUCAAUGGAGUGACAUCUAUUAAACAUUGACUGAAAGCUG